GUCGCUAAUUACGGAGGAAAUUGCCCCAGCGCGCUGCGGAGCACCUCGCCAGAGCCGGUGGCCGCCGUCCCGCACUGACGCCUCCGCAGCAGGGAUGGAGGUGAUGGACAGCUGCAAGUUCUCUCCGUCCGAGCUCUUUUAUGACAGCUCCUGCCUCUCCUCCCCGGAGGUCGAGUUCUCCGAGGAUUUUGAGCCCAGGAAUCUGCCUCCUUUCAGCGCCCACGAGACCACCGAGCCGGCCUGCUCCGAGGAAGAGGAGCAUGUCCGAGCUCCCACUGGCCACCACCAAGCCGGUCACUGCCUCAUGUGGGCUUGCAAAGCCUGCAAAAGAAAAUCCACCACUAUGGACCGGCGGAAGGCAGCCACCAUGAGGGAGAGGAGAAGGCUGAAGAAAGUGAACCAGGCUUUUGAGACCCUGAAGAAAUGCACCACUGCCAACCCAAACCAAAGACUCCCCAAAGUAGAAAUCCUGAGAAACGCAAUCAGAUACAUCGAAAGCCUCCAGGAGCUCUUGAGGGAACAGGUGGAAAACUACUAUCACCUGCCGGGACAGAGUUGCUCCGAACCGACCAGCCCCACUUCCAGCUGCUCCGAUGGCAUGGCCGACUGUGGCAGCCCCGUUUGGUCGGCGAGAGGCAGCAGCUUCGACGCCGUCUACUGCGCCGAGAUGGCCCACGGGUACGCCGCCGAUCAGGGCAGCGCCCUGUCCAGCCUGGACUGCCUCUCCAGCAUCGUGGACCGUCUCUCCCCAGCGGAAGAACCAGGGCUGUCCCUCGGCGACGCCGACUCCCUCUCGCCCAGCGCCAGCAUCGACUCGGGGCCGGAGACGCCCGGGACGCCGCUGCCCCGACGGACCUACCAGGCGCUAUGAGGGGCCGGAGGGCCGGCACUCCGCGCCUGCCGCCGGGGCCGCCUCCUGCAAACGCAUCUCGGGCGAGAGAGGCAGCCCCGGAGCCCCUUGGGCCACCGCUUCCCUCUGGGGCUGCAGGCAAAGCGCCCCGCCGGCCCUCGGCCCGCAAUCGUCUGCACCCCGGCAGGGCAGGCAGACCCCGGGCUUCGGGACACACCCACUGCCCUGGAAUCCCCGCUGCAAAUAA
Messenger RNA from Hirundo rustica (Barn swallow), 1097 nucleotides. RefSeq names its product myogenic factor 5 (gene MYF5). Gene Ontology annotation, biological process: muscle organ development; positive regulation of myoblast differentiation; regulation of transcription by RNA polymerase II. The transcript has 3 exons. Bases 95 to 871 code for a protein of 258 amino acids. NCBI's taxonomy places the organism in Eukaryota, Metazoa, Chordata, Aves, Passeriformes, Hirundinidae. Gene Ontology annotation, molecular function: protein dimerization activity; RNA polymerase II cis-regulatory region sequence-specific DNA binding; DNA-binding transcription factor activity, RNA polymerase II-specific. The record is from RefSeq and is a predicted model, not a curated record.